UAUUAGAAAACAGACAGAAAGCUCCUCCCCUGUUCGGUCUGAGACCUACACACUCGACUCGCAGGCCGCAGCAGACGCACGUCGUACGGUUCUCCGGCGGUCCGGCCGGUCACUCUCACUCUCUCACACUCACUCAAUCACUCUCUCAAUCUCUCGUUCAGCACUAUCUUUCUUGUUUUCUAGCUCUUUCCCGAAUGCUCUCUUAUGUUCUGUCUCCGCUUUUUUCCCCACACUAUGCACAAGCUGUGGGUCUUCUCGCAAACAGUCGCUCUAUUCUUUGGGUGGAGGUCAGGGUUUGAAGGAGAAGUGAGCUAAAUCAAGAUAGUGCUCUAUUAACAUCUGCAAAAUGCUGGGUGGACCUGGACUUGAAUCAGUUGUUGACCAAAUCAUAUCCGUUAUUACAAAUGAUGGUCGUAACAUAGUGGGAGUUUUGAAAGGGUUCGAUCAAGCUACGAAUAUAAUUCUUGAUGAAUCUCAUGAAAGAGUUUAUUCCACCAAGGAAGGUGUUCAACAACUUGUAUUAGGUCUCUACAUCAUAAGGGGUGAUAACAUAAGUGUUAUUGGGGAAUUAGAUGAAGAGCUUGAUGCAGGGUUGGAUUUGUCAGAACUGAGAGCUCAUCCUCUGAAGCCUGUUAUUCACUAAUGAAUCUUACAUGGUAUGCAUAGUUAAGCUUGAAUAUUUUGCAAGGAAAUUAGAAUUUGGUUUCUGAAAGAAAAAGAUGCAUGAAAACAGAAGUGCUUAUUGUUGUUCAUUAGCUUAUGUGGUUCUUAGGGUGAGAUCUUUUAUCGACUGAUGUUUGGCUGCAUCUUAUGAAAAUUUUGGGGUUCAUGUUGA
Molecule: messenger RNA, 835 nt
Organism: Cynara cardunculus var. scolymus (artichoke)
Lineage: Eukaryota; Viridiplantae; Streptophyta; Magnoliopsida; Asterales; Asteraceae
Product: sm-like protein LSM8
Exons: 7
Coding region: 347-643 (98 amino acids)
Biological process (GO): mRNA splicing, via spliceosome
Cellular component (GO): U6 snRNP; precatalytic spliceosome; U4/U6 x U5 tri-snRNP complex
Molecular function (GO): RNA binding
Source: RefSeq, a predicted model, not a curated record